AUGCCUGAGGUGGCAGCUAUGGCUAAGGGCGGUGCAUCCUGCAAGAUGUCGAAGCAGUCGCUGGCUAAAGUCACCAAGAAGUCGCCCAAGAAGCAGAGGAAAUCUCGCCAGCAGAGCUAUUCCACUCACGUGUACAGGCUGCUGACCCAGGUCCACCCUUCCACCAGGAUCUUAUCCAAGGCCGUGAGUGUUACAAAUUCCUUCGUUGUUAACGUUUUCGAGCACGUCGCCUCCGAGGACUCGCACCUCAUUCACUACAAGCGCCACACCAUCUCGGCCAGUGAAAUCCCGAGCGCCAUCCACCUCCUGCUGCCAGGGGAACUGGCCAAACACGCCGUCUCCAAAUGCACCAGAGCGAUCACCAAAAUACAUCAACUCUGUUUAGGUCGAUCAUUCUAA
Carcharodon carcharias (great white shark) is the source of this 399-nucleotide messenger RNA. Its product is annotated as histone H2B-like. Lineage: Eukaryota; Metazoa; Chordata; Chondrichthyes; Lamniformes; Lamnidae. The coding region runs from base 1 to 399 and encodes 132 amino acids. Gene Ontology annotation, molecular function: protein heterodimerization activity; DNA binding; structural constituent of chromatin. The record is from RefSeq and is a predicted model, not a curated record. Gene Ontology annotation, cellular component: nucleosome. The transcript has a single exon.